AUGGCAGAGUGGAUUCAAGUAAGGAAAACCAGUAGACAACAUGGGGAGAGGAAAAAAUCAUGGGACAUAAAUGAAGGGGGAUACAAAAACGUGAGAAGGUCGAAAGAAACAACCACGUUUUUUGUCACGGAGUUUCCUGAGGAAUGUGGAGCAAAGGAGUUAUAUGCAAUUUUUAAAGACUAUGGCGAGAUCGAUGAAGUCAUUAUACCACCAAGAAGGGAUAGAAGGGGGAAGAAAUUUGGUUUUGCAAGGUUCUUCAACGUAACCGAUACAAAAAUGAUGGCAAUCAGAUUGGACAACAUAAUCAUCGGCUCGCGUAAAAUUCACACAAACUUACCGAGGUUUAGUCGAUACUAUGAAGGGGAAACUAACGGAGGCAAGUUUCAAACCAGACAGAAGCGAGAAAUGCCGGCAGCGGUGCCCCAUUGUAACAGGGGUGGUAACGUGUACAAAAGGGAUCAUGGUGGGAAACGGAAAACAUAUGCCCAGGUUGUGUCGAAUCAGAAUAAUAGAAAAGUGGUGGAUAAUUUAACACAUGCAAAGAAGGUUCCAUUUGCACAUUUAGAGUAUAACUUGGAAGAAGAAGAAUUAACUAAAUUUCAGAAGGCUUUUGUUGGUGUGGUUGAGAACUCGGGAACGAUGUAUAAUCUGCAGGAAUAUUUCAAUAUGGAGGGUUAUUUUGGAGUGAAAGUUACACCACUUGGCGCAAAUCUAUGUCUGCUUGAAGAGGAUGUUGAAGGUGAACUGAAAGCACUCAUCGAUGAUGCAUCAGAAUGGAUUAACCAGUGGUUUACCGAGAUCAGGCCAUGGAAACCGCAAGACGUUGAUAAUGAAAGACUAACAUGGUUAAGAAUCUUUGGUCUGCCAUGCCACGCUUGGAACCCAAAUGUAUUCGAGUUCAUGUCAAAACCUAUCGGUGUGUACGUCUGCUCAGAUACAGAAACAACCAAACAAUCAAAUAUGGACAUAGCUAGAAUCCUUGUAAGGACCAAGUUCUGUAUGGUGCUCAAUGAGACAUACAGCAUUUCUAUCAACAAUAUCGUAUAUAACAUAGAGGUUGUGGAGGAUUCCCAUGGACCUAUGAGGAUUUUAACAAAGAGUGCUAGAUCUUUGUCCCCAAGAAAUAGUGAUGCUUGUCAAAGCUCUGAAGAUGAAGACGAAGGUGGCGCUUGGAACUACAACACGGAUUGGGUUAUUGGGAAUUGGAUAAAAACUCUUUGGUAG
This is a messenger RNA of Vicia villosa (hairy vetch), 1224 nucleotides long. RefSeq lists its product as uncharacterized. The record is from RefSeq and is a predicted model, not a curated record. Lineage: Eukaryota; Viridiplantae; Streptophyta; Magnoliopsida; Fabales; Fabaceae. Bases 1 to 1224 code for a protein of 407 amino acids. Gene Ontology annotation, molecular function: RNA binding. The transcript has a single exon.